AUGGCACAAGUAAUAUGGAAUUCAGAUAUAGAUGUUUAUAAUUCUCAAGUGAUACCUGUACUGGUUGCUAGAAAUAUAUCGAAAUAUUUAUCUGUGCAAGAUUUAUUAUCUUUUGGCCAAGUAUCAAGAAAUACAUUCAGAACAGUUAAUGAUCCUAAUCUUUGGGUUUCAAAAUUGAAAGAUAUGGGAGUAUGGGAACAUGGGAUUAUGCCCAGCAGCCAAAAAAUUGAAUUAUAUGGAUUGGAUAAUCCAUUGGUAUGUUUGGACAAAGUUGUAAAAUCACCUAAAGUAGCAAAACUUCAGGUACGAAAAAUAUACCGAUGCCUCUACCCUUAUUACAACGAUUUACUUUCUCAUAAACCAUACAAUAAAUUGAAGAUUUUUAAAGAUUUUCAGACACCCGAGGACCAAGCCAAAAUAUUAGACAAUCUUUUAAAGCUCAACAAAAUUGACUAUGAUGAACAAUCGGGUUUAAUAAUCAAAGACAAAAUCAAUUCUUUAUUUGAAAUAUUUGAAAAUGCGCUACUAAGAGAAUUAGAGAUUCAUUAUGAUAUACAAGACUAUGCUAAAACACGAAAAUUCGUCAAAAUUCUAAUUCGUUUAAAAAAUCAGCAGACAUUGAUUGAUUUUUUUCUUCAAAAGAGUAUAUUUGACAAUGAAGAGUGCAGGUUCUUUAAUAUAGAAGAGUUUCAAGCGAAUGAAUACUUUGUUGAAAAAGAAAAUCUUAUAGAUACAAAUUCUUCAGAAGAGGACACCUCAUAUGACCUUAAUAUUAGUUUAUUUGACAAAUUUAUUGAAGAUUUAGCCAAAAUAUUUAAUAAUGAGGCAAGAAUAAUAGAUCAGAUUUUUCCUCAAGAAAUUCCAAUGAUGUAUAAGGUUUGUGAGGAGCUUAUUGCGAAUCAAGUCAUGGAAUUGUUUAUGGCAUUAUUAGAUGCCUCCAAGCCUAAACUAAUGUAUUUAACUUUAGUGCCCUAUUUAUACCAAAUAUUAACAACUACUUUUAUUGAAAAAUUAACUGAAUGUGAGAACGUGGGGCCUAGUUAUCCUCGUUUAGUUCGUGAAUUAAUCGACAUGCUGUACGAAUCGUUCGCGGCUGAGUAUAUACGAGAGGAAUUGCUGAUAUUUAAAGGUAAUUCUAAUCAGAGCAUCAAAGAUUGGAAGGAUUCGUUUUCAAGGCGGGAAGCAGAGACCACUCAGAGUAUCUUAAAGCAUGUUAAGGUUGAAACUAAGAAUGAUUUUUUAACUAGUUUUAAAAAGGUAUUUACUAUCAAUGCUUCGUCUAACAAGGAUGAGAGUGAAUCAGAUGAGAAAAAUUAUUCAGAGAUCCAAGCAAAGACAAAGAUAUUGUCAGAGAAUUUGAAAUCUUUGAACAAGAUAUUUAGUUUAGAAUUGGUUAUGGAUAUUUUAAAGGAGGCGAGAGGUUCAUUCAACAGGUUAUUGAAUUUUAGGGAUUUCUCAAUAGUUGCGUUGAAGAAUGAUAUUUCAGCAAGCACACAAGAAGUAUUCAUUACUGUGAUUGAUUCUACUGGAAAUGAACACUUAAGACCGGGGUUUGAAAAGGCCUUGGAGUAUUUGAAAACAUAUAACCCUAAAGAACUAGAGCUAGAUUCGAAUUCGGAUUCAUUUAUUGAGCCUUUGGUCUUAUAUUGUGAAUUAAUUAAUAUGGCUGAUAUGAUUAUACAGAUGAUAGAUAUUUUUUAUAAAGAGGAAAUGCUCAACCGUCACAUAGUAAAGCAUGAGAAUUCCAUUUUGAAUCCGGCCUUGCAAAACAAAAAGAAACUUGAAGGUUUAGUAGAUAAUUAUGUUGCUGAUGGUUUGAAUAUAGGAAUCGAUGUUUUAAUGACAGAAAUAGAAAAUGCUUAUAAGACUUAUUUGAAAGAUUCCGAUUACAACCCUCCAUCUAAUACUUCGACUGUAAUGGAUGGACCCACGGAGGCAGCGACCAAAGUUGUUAAGAUAUUGGAUAAUAAUAUUGAUUUACUCGUCGGGAGUACUGACAAGUCUAUUGUUGAAGUAUUUCAACAAGAAAUUGCUGAGCGAUUUUUCCAGUUACUAGUGAAAACUUUGAAGAGGAGCACCAUAUCAGUAUCUGGAGCAAUAAACCUUAUAUCUGACUUGAACCUAUAUUACGAUUUUAUUGUUAAUCAUAUUAAGACAAAUAAAAGAAUGAUUAUACCGUUAUAUCAGUCACUUAAGAAAGUUGGCAGUAUCUAUUUAAUAGGAGGUAAUGAGUCGAAAUCUAUCGGAAAAUUGGUUAGUGAUCUAUCAAAAUUCAACGGUAUAUUCGGUCAAGAAGAAAUUUAUGAGUUUGUACAAAGGAGACAAGAUUGGCCGUUAAUUAAGAGGGAUGUUGAGAAGGUUAUGUACGGCUUAAGUUUAGGAGAUUGUGUAAUUAUAUAA
This is a messenger RNA of Debaryomyces hansenii CBS767, 2400 nucleotides long. It is a transcript of the gene RCY1, whose product is annotated as Rcy1p. Lineage: Eukaryota; Fungi; Ascomycota; Pichiomycetes; Serinales; Debaryomycetaceae. Gene Ontology annotation, biological process: Golgi to plasma membrane transport; exocytosis. The record is from RefSeq and is a predicted model, not a curated record. The transcript has a single exon. Gene Ontology annotation, cellular component: exocyst; cytoplasm. Gene Ontology annotation, molecular function: protein binding. The coding region runs from base 1 to 2400 and encodes 799 amino acids.